AUGCUAAUGGAAAUGAACACAGAUAACGUAAGAGAAGCAUCAGUAGUAUACUCAGCUUGGAGUGUAGCUGAUGACCUAAUCCUUUAUGGAGAUCAAGUAUGGGGAAGACCAACUUCGUUGAUUCCGACAUCAAGCGGAAAGGUGGUCUACACUCACUACACUCAUAUGCAGACCAAAGAAAAUACUGCCGCCGACCAAUACACAAUGGUAGUAAAGAAAACGCUACCUUCAUCAAAUUCUAUUGCUGAAGCCUCUGUAAACCUCCAUUCGCUUUGA
Molecule: messenger RNA, 276 nt
Organism: Strongylus vulgaris
Lineage: Eukaryota; Metazoa; Nematoda; Chromadorea; Rhabditida; Strongylidae
Source: the annotation of a GenBank genome assembly